Charadrius vociferus (killdeer) is the source of this 7590-nucleotide messenger RNA. RefSeq names its product centrosomal protein 250kDa (gene CEP250). Gene Ontology annotation, biological process: cilium assembly. Lineage: Eukaryota; Metazoa; Chordata; Aves; Charadriiformes; Charadriidae. The transcript is spliced from 31 exons. The record is from RefSeq and is a predicted model, not a curated record.
AUGGCCGCGGGCGCCCGGCCCGGCCCGGGGGAGGGCGCGCGGCACCUCCGCCUUCAGCGGCACUCGCGCACCCACACACCAGGCUCCCUCGCAGGCAGGUGGGAAGCCACAGAGGACCAGAGCCUGGAGAAAGCACUGCUUCAGUUGGAAGAGGAGCAGCAAAGGUGUGAGAAUCUGGCUGAAGUGAACACUCUCCUGCGGGAGCACCUUGAGAACGCGAACGAGGUGAAUGCAGCCCUCCAAGAGGACGUUGGCAAACUGACAGCGGAUUGGAUGAGGGCGCGGGAGGAGCUGGAAGCGAAGGAGAGGGAAUGGCGCAGGGAACGUGAGCUUUAUGACAGCCACUUCAGGGAUGAACGUAACCGUCUGCUCAGCCUGUGGCGUCAAGUGGUGACCUUCCGCCGUCAGUUCCUGGAGAUGAAGACUGCCACUGACCGAGAUUUGUCAGAGCUGAAGGCAGAGCAAAUGAGGCUUUCUGGAUCUGUAAUUGUAAACUGCUCCUGCCUAAACUCUGGCAUACAGCUCUGGGAGUCCAUCACUCUGAGUAGACCUGUCUUGAAGGAUCAGGAACAGCAGCAAGUGGGACAGGAAAUAAACCAGAAGACUCAGGAAGUGAUGUGCUUACAAGCCCAGGAGGACUUGGAGAAGAAGGAGCUUCAAGACAGGGUGAUGGAGCUCUCAGCCUUGCUUGUACAGUCUCAGAAGCAGAACGAGGAGAAGGAGAAGACCAUGAAAACACUUAACGACACUGUGGAGAUUCUAGAAGCAAGUCAGUUAGAGAGAGAAUAUGAAGCUUCAUUGAGUAAAAGUGCCAAAGAAGAGAAUCUUUCCCUCCAAAAGCUGAUAAAAGAUAUAACUGAGGUGGUGUUAGAGGACAGUGACAGCACGGUCAGCAUUAUCUGCACUGACCGUUCCCAGCAUGCAGAGUCUGGCAACACCCUCUCUUGUCUGAGCUCCGUUACUGCAGAGCAUACCUUUGUGUUGAUUCAGGAAGCACUGGCAAGGAGGCGAAGAGCAACACAGGUCCUAAAAGAAGAGCUUUCUGCCAGGCAGGACUCUCUCCAUUUCCUGCAGCACCAGCACAGGCAGCAGGAAGAGAAGUGCAGGAAGCUGCAGCAGAGGCUUGAGCAACUGGAGGAGGAACACGAGACGUCCAGCAGCCACCAGCAGCACCUCCAGUCUCUGGUAGAAGGGCUCAGAAGUGACUGUGCAAACCUCGAGAAAACCAGGGAAGAGCUACAGCAACAGCUUGAUGCAGUGGAGCAAGAAACCUCGCGUCUGCGUCAAAUUAACACUGAACUGCAGCUGAAGGAAGAUUCAGCCCAGGGGGAAAAGAUGGAGCAGCAACAGACCAUGGAGAGAGCGCGUCGUAACCAGGAGCUGCUACUGAAGGACUUAGCGGCACUUGAAGAAAAACAUUCCUUAUUACAGAGUGAGUUGGUGGUUACGAGAGAGGCACUGGAGGAAUCGCACCUUCAGAGGGAUCUGCUGAAGCAAGAAAAACGUGAGCUUAGCACGGCCCUGGAGAAGGCAGAGCAGUCAGUGGCAGAACUGACAGUGGCUCAGAACAAGCUGAGUGCUGAACUCACUGAUCUGCGUGUGGCAACAGCCAACGUGAGCGGUAUCAAUGAAGCUCUGGCCCUGGAUAAAGUGCAGCUGAACAAAAUUGUGCUGCAGCUGGAGGGAGAGAAUGAAGCUCUGUCGGGUGAAGUGGAGGAGAUGGAGAGAGCAAAGAUCUCUGCCCAGGAGCAGCUGAGCUUGUGUGAAAGAAGAAAUGAAGAGCUCUGCGCAGAGAAAGCACAGCUGGAGCAGCUGCUGAAGAAAGCGGAGGAGCACCAAGAGGGUCUGCGGGUAGAGCUGAGGAUCCUGGCAGGGGAGAAGGAAGAAGCCCAAGAGAAACUCAUUGAGGCUCACGGCCAGCUGGAGUCGGCGAGCAGUGGCCUGGAGCAGUUGCGCCAGGAGUCCUGUGGCCAAGGGCACGCACUGGCCGUGGUGUGUGAAGAGAAGGACUUGCUGGUGCGUGAGAAGGCUGCCCUAGAGGUGCGAGUGGCAGCCAUGGAGCGGGACAGACACGGCCUUUGCGAGCAGCUGGCAGAGGGCAGGUCAGUGAAGGAGACCCUGGAAUCCAGCUUGUUUGAGGCUCAGCAGCACUUAUCUCAGCUGGAGAUCGCCAAGAGUCAUCUUGAAAUGCAGCUGCACACAGUCACACAGGCCAAGGAGGUGAUCCAAGGGGAGGUGAAGUGCCUGCGAUGGGAGCUGGAAGCAGAAAGAGAUCUCCUGAAGCAGGAACGGGAACAGGCAGCGCAACAGCUCUUGCGGACAGAACAGCAGCAUAAGGAUACCCUCAGACUUCAGGAAUCUGAUCACAAAGCGGAGAUGAACAAGCUCCUGCAAGACCUGGCGAGCGAGCGGGAAGGGCACCGUUCAGAGCUGCGGGAGAUGCUGGAGCAAUGGCAAAAAGAGAAGGCAGAGGCAGAAGGGGAGCACGCGAAGAUGCUGUUUGAGAUGAAGCAGAGAGUUGCUACUGUGCAAGCUCAACAUGAAGAGGAACGAAUCAGAGCAGAAAAUGCCAAGCAAGAGGUCCUGCUGGAAAAGGAGCGUGAGAAGAGUGCUGUGUUAGAGAGGCUGCGGCAAAGGGAGGGAGAGCUGAGAGAAGUGUCGCAGCAGCUGGAGCAGCUCAGGCAGGAGGUGAAAGAGCAGCAAGAGAAGGGACAGAAGGUCACAGAAAAGCUGCAAGCAGAGCUGCAGGAAGCUCAGAGUACGAUGAAGGCAGUGGAGAAGAGGCACAAGGAAGAAAUCAACACCGUGAGAGAGGAAAUGCAGAUCCUUCAUCAGCAGAGGGAUGUCCUACAAAACCAGGUGGAAGAGUUGACAUCUCAGCUAGCAGCCUCCGAAGAGUCCCAGCAAGUGAUUGGCCGCAAAGCUCAGCGAGAUCUGAGUGAGGCACAGGAACUGUCAAGGCAGAAAAUGCUGGAGGUUGUGCACCUCCAGAAGAUCCUGGAAGAGAAGAGGAGUCAAUGGGAGGAGGUAGAACAUCAGAACAAGGAGCUUCAAGUGUGUCUGCAGUCUUUGGAGGAGGAAAAGAGUCGGUGGGAAGAAGUGGAGCGUCACAACACAGAAUUUCAGACUUCAUUGAAGGUCCUGGAGAGUGAAAAAGCCAGACUGACUCUGUCUCUGGAAGAGAAGGAACUGAGCCUCAGAACCCUGGAAGAAAACAACCUUGCCCAGCACAAUGAGGUGUCUCAGCUUCUUUCUGCUAUUCACCAGGCCCAGCAGCUCCAUUCAGUUCACAGAAGAGAAAUACUUCUCACCCUUUCUCACCAGAUACAGUCACUGCAGGAGGUUGUGCUGGAGAAGGAGGCUGGCCUGGCAACUCGAGAGAAGCAGCUGCUACAGGACCUGGAGGAGUCCCAAGCAGGCGAGCGGGGCUUGAGGGACUCUCUGCGCCUGCUAGAGGCUGAGAUGUCUGAACUGCGCUUGAGGCUUUGUAGCACAGAGAACAGAGCAAAGGCAUUGGCCGCAGAGUGUCAGCAGGCGAACAGUGCCCGCUGUGAAGCCCAAUCCCAGCUGGACAAACUGCGCUUGGUUCUCCACCGCCUGAUGUGUGACAGCAGAGACUUAGUCCCUUGGAGUUCAGAACAGGGUCACGUCUGGGGCCAGACUGUUUCUCAGGCCAGGGACCUCCCUGCAGAGCUCACUGUGGACAGAGUGACAGCAGCCCUACAAGACCUGCAUCAGCACCUGAAGCAGACUCAGCAAGAUCAGAAUGAUGCGAGGAAGAAGAUACAGGACUUGGAGCUGGAGCUGAGCAAGAGGCAAGCUGAGAGGGAUCAUUUCAGUGCCCACAAUCAAGAGCUGCAGAAACAGUUGGCUCAGAGCCAGGAAGAGACACAGGUGGCAGAAUGCAAGAGGAACUCUCUACAGGCUGCCCUGCAGGAAGAGGCUGCUGCUCGAAAGGAGGAGGCUAUGGCUCUACAUCAAGAGGUGGCAUCUUUGGAAAGGAAACUGGAGAGGGCUGAGAAGCAAAGGCAGGAUGUCCUGCAUGAACGAGACAAACUGCAAGCAGUUAAAGAAAAACUGGAUUGGGAGCUAAAAAUUCUUCAGGAAUCAGUGACAGCCUCUGAAACCCGAGCAAAUACAGCAACAGAUGUGAACCACUCCCUUGCACAAGAACUCCACACUACACUGUCCGUGUUAAAAAUCAAAAAUGAGGAAGUGGAAACGCAGUGGGAGAAAAUCCAGAUGCUCCAGAAAGAGGCAGCAGAGGUAAAAGCUUUGCAGGAGAAUCUCACUCAUAUGACUGCCAUCCUGUCCGAGAGGGAGGGAGAAAUGAAGUUAUGCCAGGAAAAGAUGAGAAUGCUGGAAAAGCAGAAAGAAAUGGAUAAAACUACUCUUGAUCAGGUUAUUAAGGACAUAAUGGAGAAAAAAGAGAAGACAGAAUCCCAGCAAGAAUGCAUACAGGAGCUGGAGAAGCAGCAAGAAAGACAAAGGAUUGCUGUAAGAAAAAUGAGCAAAGAGCUGGAGCAGAGAGACCAGGAGAUCAGAUCCCAGCAAGAACUGAUAGCAGAGCUGGAGAAACAGCGAGAAAUGCAGAGGACUGUGGUGAGCAAGAUGAGCAAAGAGCUGGAAGAGAGAGACCAGGAGGUCAGAUCCCAGCAAGAAGAGAUACGGGAGCUGGAGAAACAGCGAGAAACGCAGAGGAGUGCCUUCAGCAAGAUGAGCAAAGAGCUGGAGGAGAGAGACCAGGAGGUCAGAUCCCAGCAAGAACUGAUAGCAGAGCUGGAGAAGCAGCAAGAAACGCAGAGAACUGCUGUCAGCAAGAUGAGCAAAGAGCUGGAGCGGAGAGACCAGGAGAUCAGAUCCCAGCAAGAACUGAUAGCAGAGCUGGAGAAACAGCGAGAAAUGCAGAGGACUGUGAUGAGCAAGAUGAGCAAAGAGCUGGAAGAGAGAGACCAGGACGUCAGAUCCCAGCAAGAAGAGAUACGGGAGCUGGAGAAACAGCGAGAAACGCAGAGGAGUGCCUUCAGCAAGAUGAGCAAAGAGCUGGAGGAGAAAGACCAGGAGAUCAAAUUCCAGGAGGGGAAAAUAAUGAUUCUAGAACAACAUGGUACAUCACAAGUCAGAAAUCUGCUUGUGGAUCUUGAUCAUAUGAGAGAAAACUUGAAGGAGAAAAACUUAGAGCUUAUGUGUCUGACUCAGCAGAUAGAAGAACUGGAAAUGGAGAGAGAAGAGGUGAAAUCUCUGCACACAAACCUUGAACACCUGAGGGCAGUUCUUAAGGACAGAGAGAACGAGUGUGAUUCUAAAAGGGAUCAGUUAAGACUCUUGCAGCAGUACAAGGAACAGCAAGAGGGGCACCUGCAAGAGCUUCAUGGUAAAGUAGAAAAGUUGACACUUUCUUUAUCUAAAAAAGAUCAAGAGCUUGAGUCACAACACAAGCAAAUCCAGGAAGCUAAAGAAGGCCUGGAAAUGCGGUUAAGGACUGUCCGUGACCAACUGGAGCAGGCCUUAGAAACCUUAAAAGAAAAGGACAGGCUCAUAGACGUCCAAAAGCAACAAGCAAAGAAUUAUGAGGAAAAAACAGAAGAACAGAUGAAUGUCUUACACAGAGACUUACAAUACACUAAGGCAAUACUGAAGGAAAAGGAAUUCAUGAUUCAAUCUCAGAAGGAAGUGAUUGUGGCCUUACAAAAACAAGAACAGAACUCUGAACAGCAGAAGGAAACUCUGCAGCAUCUUCAAGUGGAACUAAAAGAACAAGAACAAGAAAUUUUAUCCCUUAGACAGCAAUGUGAGGCAUGCAAGGAAAAGGAGGAAAAGCAUGAAGCGGAGCAAACAAAUCUUCAAGCAACAAAUCUGACUCUGAAAGAAAGAGAAGAAAAGAUACGUGUUCUGGAGGAGGCUAUCUCUAAGCUUCAACAGCAAAAGGAGGAGGCAGUGAUGCAGGCUAAAGCCAUAAUGCAAAAACUAGAGUACGCUGAGUCUUCUAUAGAAGCUAGAGAUCAAGAGAUAGUGUCUUUGCAAGAGCGUAUCCAGGACCUCCAAGAGCAGAAGGAGUUAGAAGGCAAGCAGGUCAAGAGUCUCCAGCAGGAUCUAGACAAAAUGACCAAAAUAGUGAAGGAGAACCGUUUGGAGUUCCUCAGGCAGACAGAACAAAUGAACAUGUUCCGGCUUCAUGGCGAAAGCAUGAAAGUAGAACUAACAUCAUGCCGGAAGCAAGUGAAUCUGCUGCAGGAAGCGGUGAGGAAGAGAAAUGAAGACAAUGAAACUCUUAUGCAAAACCUCCAGCACCAAGAACAAGAACUGAAGACCUUGCAGAAUCUCCAGCUUAGGCUAACUGAGAAGAAUGAAGAGGUUAGACACCACAGAGAGCAAGAGAAGCUCCUGGAAGAAGCCUUGCCUGAGAGGGAACAAGAGACUGAGGCUCAAGGUGAGCAAAAAGAGUUAGAAGAGGAAAUAAGAGGUCUUCGGGAAGAUCUGCAGCAUGUUCAGCAGACUCUGACAAAGAAGGAUGAAGAGAUCAAGUCCCAGAGAGACAGAGUCAGGUCUUUAGAGAAGACUCUGGCAAGGAGGGAACAAGAGCUGAGGAGGCAGAGUGGACUCCUGAAACAAUUGACAUCAGCUUUGCGAUGGAAAGGUGAUGAUGAGACGCUAAAGAAACAACUGCAGAAACUCCGAAAGUGGGAGGAAGAGGAGGCAGAGAAGAGGAGAGUUCUCCAGGAGAGAGAGGGUCUCUUGCAAAGGCAGAAGGAGCUCACCCAGCAACUGGAAGAUGAGCGGAAAGCAAAGCAGGAAGCAGUGGAGCGUGUGAUAGCUAUUUUGAAGCAGACCGAAAGCGGAGAAAUGGAAUGGAAGGAGAAGGCACAAGCACUGACUCGCGCCCUUUCCAAGAGCGAAAUGUCCAACAAGACUCUGAGGGAAGAAAUCGCCGUCCUGCAGAGUAUGGUUUCCGAGAGGGACAGGGACCGGUUCCAUCUUCAGCAGCCUGUUGCAGAAGGGCAGCAGCUACCAUGGCCCUCAGAGAAGAGACUCCUGUCGGAGCGGGUGGAAUGUCUGGAGCGAGCAGUGGCACAGCUGGACCUGGAGAAGAUGGAGCUGAAGAUCUACAAUGCUGACCUCAGGAGGAUUCUUGAGGAGGUGGAACGUGAGCGGAGGAGACUGAAGAGCCUUUGCAGAGGUCGGUCGCUGCCAGAUGCAGGUGGAGUUUUUCUUGCUGAGGCUGAGCAGCACGAGAUGCCUGCUUCUAGCCAGGAGGACUUCAACGCACACUGCAGUCGUUGAGUAGCUGAGUUGCAGAACCAGGUGUCCCUUCUGCAGACGCAGCUGGUGCAAGAACGAAAAUACAAGCAGGACUAUAUUGAGUGCUGUGCAAAGACCAACCAGGAGCUGUCAGACCUUCACCAAGAGCUGGCUAACUCCUUAGCAGCUGUGGUCAGGGAGCCCGAACCUGCUGUUCUGGAAGCAGAGGCCCAGAAGCUUGAUCAGUCUCUGAACGUCAACUUGGCACCAGUAUCUCUGGACCAUCAGUCUCCUGAGAGACAGCCAUUGCAUUCAACAGCCACAUGCACCAGAAGCGAUGACCUGAGGUAA